Molecule: messenger RNA, 1896 nt
Organism: Hyaloperonospora brassicae
Lineage: Eukaryota; Oomycota; Peronosporomycetes; Peronosporales; Peronosporaceae
Source: the annotation of a GenBank genome assembly
AUGUUACCCGAGCUGUCGCCGCCCAUACUCGAGCGCUCGCUCCUUGAGAGCGGCUACACGCGCGAGAGCGGGCAGACGACCCACCACAACACGCCCGAGUGUCCGCGAAAGAGUGAGUCCAGUAGUUUCUACAACCAGACGGUGUCGAGCAAGUACGAGGAGCUCAUCAACCCGUGUGUCCUGAGCUGGACCAACCUCAGUUACGCCGUGGACGGGGGAAAUGCCAACAGAACGUCAGCCGGCAAACACGUUAUCCUCGACAAUGUCAGUGGUCGCAGCGCUCCCGGCGAACUCACUGCGAUUAUGGGCCCUUCUGGAUCAGGGAAGACGACGCUCGUGGACUUGUUGGCCGAUCGCAUUAGCUCUGGCCAUGUGACGGGGUCGGUCGAGUUGAACGGGACGGAACGAGCGGCCAAGACCUUUCGGGCCGUCACGAGCUACGUGGCUCAAGAUGACACGCUCUUGGGAUCGUUUACAGUCGCCGAGACUAUGAUGAUGGCGGCGAGAUUAAGUCUGCCGAAUUGUGUGGUGAUGAUGGACAUUCACUCUCGAGUGGAGAGCGUCAUGGACGCUAUGGGACUUGGUGCGUGCAGCGAUACGCUGGUGGGCGACAUGUUCCGCAAGGGGCUGUCGGGCGGCCAGAAGCGGCGCCUGAGCAUUGCGUUGGAACUGUUGUCGAACCCGAGCGUGUUGAUCCUCGACGAGCCCACGAGCGGUCUUGACUCCAGCUCAGCGAACAACGUCAUGAAGUACAUUGUGAAGCUUUGCAACGAAGGCAAGACCGUUGUGUUCACGAUCCACCAGCCCUCGUCGCUGGUUUACGACAUGUUUACGAACGUGAUCGUGCUGUCCGAAGGUCGAACGGUGUACGGCGGGUCUCGCCAUGACAUGAUCCAGCACUUUGCUUCGAUUGGAUUCUGCUGCCCUACAUACACGAACCCGGCCGAGUAUUUCAUUGGUCUCGUCAACACGGACUUCGACGACCACGUUGAUGUCGACAAGCUUGUGCAGGCAUACGACCAAAGUCAAGAAAAGAAACAGCUCAUGGACCUCCUCGUUGCCGAUCAAUCUACACUGCAGAACCUGCCGGACUUUGAGCUGUUGUCGCCGUCGCCGUUGCGGCAGUUCCGUGUGCUCAUGUACCGCAACACGCUGAAUAAUUUGCGGAACCCCGGCAUCUACUGGAUCCGGCUGUUCAUGUACUUCUGCCUGAGCUUCAUGGUCGGCACCAUGUACCUGAGCACGAACGACGACCUGAGCGCCGAAGACCUCGUGCCCAUGCUGUUCUACGUGCAGGCGUUCCUCGUGUUCAUGUCCGUGGCCGUGCUCCCGUUCUUCAUCGAGCAGCGCGCUGUGUUUGCUCGCGAGCGCGCCAACAGUUCGCUCAGCGUCGUGAGCUACGUGUGCGCCAACUUCUUGGCGACGCUGCCAGGCAUCUUCUUGAUCGCAGUCAUGUCGACGGCGCUCGUCGUGCUGCUCGCUGACUUGAACGCGAUCGAGUACUUUCUGCUGAAUCUGUUCUUGUCGCUCGUGGUGGCCGAGUCCAUGAUGCACGUGAUUGGCGCUGCCGUACCGCACUACAUCAUUGGCAUUGCCCUGGGCGCCGGUGUGUUUGGCAUGUUCAUGCUGUGCGAGGGCUUCAUGGUCCCUCGCGAGUCGAUCCCGAGCUACUGGAUUUGGGGCUACUACAUGGCGUUCCACUCGUACUCGUUCGAGUCGUUCGUGUUCAAGCAAUUCGAGAGCGAGACGUCGGCGGAAGCAAAGGCCAUUUUGACAAAGUACGGCAUGGAGAACGUGGACGUCACGCGGGACAUGUUGAUUUUGGUUGGAUACGUCGUGGUCUUGCAGGUGAUGUAUGUGGCCAUCCUUUGGAGGUUUCAUACCGGGCGAAGCUGA